Thalassophryne amazonica is the source of this 4923-nucleotide messenger RNA. RefSeq names its product disco-interacting protein 2 homolog C. The record is from RefSeq and is a predicted model, not a curated record. Lineage: Eukaryota; Metazoa; Chordata; Actinopteri; Batrachoidiformes; Batrachoididae. The transcript has 37 exons. The coding region runs from base 121 to 4923 and encodes 1600 amino acids.
GGCGCUCGCGCUGACUGUGUGACUUUGGAUUUUUAUAAUUUUUAUUUUUUAUUUUUCUUGACUUAAAGCCCGGAGAGAGAGCGGCUAAAACGUGGAGAUACAGCGGCGUCUGUGGAUAGAAUGGCGGACCGGGACCCGGUGCUGCUCACCGCGGAGGUGCGGGCUAAACUGGCCGAGCUGGAGCUGGAGUUAUCGGAAGGUGAUAUCACACAAAAGGGCUAUGAAAAGAAGCGAUCCAAGCUGAUUGGAGCCUACUUCCCACAAUCACCAGGAAUGGAUCAACCCAUAGGACAGGACAGGAGAGCACCAGCAACCCCGUCCUCAUCCUCCCGGUACCGCCGCCGGCGGUUGUCUGGCUCCAGGGAUGAACGUUACCGAUCAGAUGUGCACACAGAGGCUGUGCAAGCGGCACUAGCCAAGCACAAAGAAAGAAAGAUGGCGGUCCCGAUGCCUUCAAAGAGACGAUCGCUGGUGGUCCAGACCUCCAUGGACGCCUACACACCGCCAGACACAUCCUCAGGAUCAGAGGGGGAAGAUCGAGGGGACGGCGAAGACGAGGAUGGGGGCAAUGGUGAAGAUGAGGAUGGAGGAGGUGGUGGAGGAACUCUGUCCAGCCAUGAGGGGAGCAUGAGCAUGAGCCACUGGAUCAGCCGGGCCAUCCACAGCACCUCCUCAACCACCACCACUACCUCCUCUACCGCCUCCUCCUCCUCUUCCUCCACACGCAGCGGGGGGAACGGGGCGGCCGGCGGCCAGCUUGCUGAUGUCUUGGCUCAGCAUAUGCACAUCUCCGCCCACCACCGCCUUCACCACCAACGCCACCGCCACAACAAGACAGAGAACCACUCUGCACCUCCAGACGUCACCAGCUAUACCAACAGCUCCGCUAACACCGAUGCGAUCCAGGUGGAGAGACCGCCGGCCGCAGGAACCACCACCCAGAGGCCGACACCCAAGUACGGCAACGCUGAGCUGAUGGAGACUGGAGAUGGAGUUCCCGUCAGCAGCAGAGUGUCGGCAAAAAUCCAGCAGCUCGUCAACACCCUGAAGAGGCCCAAACGGCCCCCGCUGCGAGAGUUCUUUGUGGACGAUUUCAAGGAGCUACUCGAGGUCCAGCUGCCUGACCCGAACCAGCCGAAGGCAGAGGGGAACCAGAUGGUGGCCAUGCAGGGUGAGCAGCUGGGUGUGGUGACCAACUGGCCUCCAUCUCUGGAAGCAGCCCUGCAGAGGUGGGGCACCAUCUCCCCGAAAGCCCCCUGCCUCACCACCAUGGACACAAAUGGCAAGCCACUCUAUGUCCUCACCUACGGUAAACUGUGGUCCAGAAGUGUGAAGGUGGCCUACAACCUCCUGCACAAACUUGGAACCAAACAGGAACCACUUGUUAGACCCAGAGACCGGGUGGCACUAGUGUUCCCAAACAAUGACCCUGCUGCCUUUAUGACUGCUUUUUAUGGCUGCCUACUGGCUGAUGUCGUCCCUGUGCCAAUUGAAGUCCCACUAACCCGGAAGGAUGCAGGCAGUCAGCAGAUCGGCUUUCUGUUGGGGAGCUGUGGCGUGACGGUGGCUCUGACCAGUGACGUCUGCCAUAAAGGAUUACCCAAGACCCCCACUGGAGAGAUCCUGCAGUUCAAAGGCUGGCCCAAGCUGCUGUGGUUCAUCACAGAAUCCAAAAACCUCUCCAAACCACCCCGAGACUGGUUCCCACAUAUCAGAGACGCCAACCAGGACACGGCCUACAUCGAGUAUAAAACUUGUAAGGACGGCAGUGUCCUCGGCGUGACGGUGACCAGGAUGGCGAUGCUGGCACACUGUCAGGCCCUCACACAGUCCUGCUCCUACACAGAAGCUGAGAUCACAGUGAACGUUUUAGACUUUAAGAAGGACGUGGGAUUGUGGCACGCCAUCCUGACGAGUGUGAUGAAUAUGAUGCAUGUGAUCAGUAUUCCCUACGCCCUGAUGAAGGUCAACCCUCUGUCCUGGAUCCAAAAAGUCUGCCAGUGCAAAGCCAAAGUUGUGUGUGUGAAGUCGAGGGACAUGCACUGGGCGCUGGUGGCCCAUCGGGACCAGCGAGACAUCAACCUGAGCUCCCUGCGCAUGCUGGUGGUGGCCGACGGUUCCAAUCCCUGGUCAAUCUCAUCCUGCGAUGCCUUCCUCAACGUUUUCCAGACUAAAGGUUUGAAGCCGGAGGUCAUCUGUCCGUGUGCCAGCUCCCCCGAGGCUCUCACUGUCGCUAUACGCAGGCCUUUGGAGGAGGGCAGCGCCUCCCCUGGGCGUGGCGUGCUGUCCAUGCAGGGUCUGAGUCACGGCGUGAUCCGGGUUGAUUCGGAGGAGAAGCUGUCGGUUCUCACACUGCAGGACGUUGGAUCGGUCAUGCCUGGAGCUACGAUGUGUGUGGUCAGACUGGAUGGCGUUCCUCAGCUUUGUAAAACUGAUGAAAUUGGAGAGUUGUGCAUUAGUUCUGUUGCCACGGGAACCUCCUACUACGGCCUGACCGGCAUGACCAAGAACACCUUUGAGGUUUUUCCUGUUUCCAGCAGCGGGUCUCCCAUCAGCCAGUUUCCCUUCACCAGAACCGGCCUGCUGGGUUUUAUCGGGCCCGCGGGUCUGAUCUUUGUGGUGGGCAAGAUGGACGGACUGAUGGUGGUUGGUGGGCGGCAGCACAACGCUGAUGACAUCGUGGCCACUGCGCUCGCUGUGGAGCCGAUGAAGUUCGUCUACAGGGGCAGGAUAGUGGUGUUCUCUGUCACAGUGCUUCACGAUGAGAGGAUCGUAGUCGUGGCGGAGCAGCGGCCUGACUCCACUGAGGAGGACAGCUUCCAGUGGAUGAGCCGGGUUCUGCAGGCAAUAGACGGCAUCCACCAGGUGGGGGUGUACUGUCUGGCUCUGGUGCCUUCAAACACACUUCCAAAGACUCCGCUGGGUGGCAUCCACUUGUCAGAGACCAAGCAGCUCUUCCUGGAGGGGGCGCUGCACCCCUGCAACGUGCUCAUGUGUCCGCACACCUGCGUCACUAACCUGCCCAAACCUCGGCAGAAACAACCAGAGAUUGGACCUGCUUCUGUCAUGGUCGGGAACCUGGUGUCGGGGAAGCGGAUCGCACAGGCCAGUGGCCGGGAUCUGGGUCAGAUCGAAGACAAUGAUCAGGCAAGGAAGUUCCUGUUUCUGUCGGAGGUGUUACAGUGGCGAGCUCAGACCACUCCAGACCACAUCCUGUACACGUUACUCAACUCGAGGGGUACAAUAGCCUCCUCCCUGACUUGUGUUCAGCUCCACAAGAGAGCGGAGAAGAUCGCCACCAUGCUGGCUGAGCGGGGCCAUCUGCAGGACGGUGACCACAUUGCACUGGUGUACCCUCCAGGUAUCGACCUCAUCGUGGCGUUUUAUGGUUGCCUUUAUGCUGGUUGUGUGCCGAUCACGGUGCGACCGCCUCACCCUCAGAACAUCGCCACCACACUGCCCACCGUCAAGAUGAUUGUCGAGGUGAGCCGCUCGCUCUGUAUGAUGACGACACAGCUCAUCUCUAAGCUGCUGAGGUCGAAGGACGCCUCAGCCUCUGUGGACGUCCGGACGUGGCCUCCGGUUCUGGAAACAGAUGAUUUGCCAAAGAAGAAACCGCCUCUGCUGUACAAAUCAUCCAACCCCGACACGCUGGCCUACCUGGACUUCAGCGUCUCCACCACCGGGAUGCUAGCUGGAGUCAAGAUGUCUCACACAGCCACCAGUGCCUUCUGCCGCUCCAUUAAGCUGCAGUGUGAACUUUACCCGUCCAGAGAGGUCGCCAUCUGCCUCGACCCGUACUGCGGCCUCGGCUUCGUCCUGUGGUGCCUUUGCAGCGUGUACUCAGGUCACCAGUCCAUCCUGAUCCCUCCGUCCGAGCUGGAGGUCAAUCCCGCUCUGUGGUUGUCCGCUGUCAGUCAGUACAAAGUCCGAGACACCUUCUGCUCGUACAGCGUGAUGGAGCUCUGCACCAAAGGCUUGGGCCUGCAGACGGACUCACUCAAGUCUCGAGGGUUGGACUUGUCUCGGGUCCGGACCUGCGUGGUUGUGGCGGAGGAGCGUCCAAGGAUCGGUCUGACACAGUCCUUUUCCAAACUCUUCAAAGACCUGGGACUCCACCCGCGGGCCGUCAGCACCUCCUUUGGUUGCAGAGUCAACCUGGCCAUCUGCCUGCAGGGCACAUCGGGUCCCGACCCCACGACCGUGUUUGUGGAUAUGAGAGCGUUGCGUCAUGACAGGGUCCGCCUGGUGGAGCGAGGGUCACCACACAGUCUGCCGCUCAUGGAGUCCGGGAAGAUUCUACCGGGGGUCCGAAUUAUCAUCGCCAACCCAGAGACCAAGGGACCAAUGGGAGAGUCGCAUCUGGGCGAGAUCUGGGUACACAGCGGCCACAACACCAGUGGCUACUUCACCGUGUACGGAGACGAGGCACUGCAGUCAGACCAUUUUAACUCCAGGCUCAGCUUCGGAGACACACAAACAGUCUGGGCUCGAACCGGCUACCUGGGCUUUCUCCGUAGGACCGAACUCACUGACGCCAGCGGCGAGCGUCAUGACGCGCUCUACGUGGUUGGUGCCCUGGAGGAGGCUAUGGAGCUAAGGGGGAUGCGGUACCAUCCCAUCGACAUUGAGACAUCGGUCAUCAGGACGCACAAGAGCAUCACAGAGUGUGCGGUGUUCACAUGGACCAACUUGUUGGUGGUGGUUGUGGAGCUGGACGGCUCGGAGCAGGAGGCUCUGGACCUGGUUCCUCUGGUCACUAACGUGGUGCUGGAGGAGCACUACCUCAUCGUGGGUGUCGUGGUCGUGGUCGACAUCGGCGUCAUCCCGAUCAACUCCCGCGGCGAAAAGCAGCGCAUGCAUCUUCGCGACGGCUUCCUGGCUGACCAGCUAGACCCCAUCUAUGUGGCUUACAACAUGUAG